Messenger RNA from Drosophila ficusphila, 2702 nucleotides. RefSeq lists its product as uncharacterized. The record is from RefSeq and is a predicted model, not a curated record. Bases 114 to 2477 code for a protein of 787 amino acids. Gene Ontology annotation, cellular component: nucleolus; microtubule; mitotic spindle. Gene Ontology annotation, biological process: mitotic chromosome condensation; mitotic cytokinesis; establishment of mitotic spindle localization. The transcript has 4 exons. Gene Ontology annotation, molecular function: microtubule binding. Lineage: Eukaryota; Metazoa; Arthropoda; Insecta; Diptera; Drosophilidae.
GCGGUACGGUAACGGUCACACUAAGCCAGCUUCAAAAAAAACGUACAGAUUAAAACUGAAUAUCGGUAGCAUUUUGCGUCUUUUUUAAAGAAAAUCAAAGGGUACAGUUGAAAAUGGACUUAAAUAAUGAUAAUCAAAGAAAAGAUGUUGGCGUCCUGGCGCCGAACAAUCAGGAAAAUGAGGACGCCAAUGUCAAUGUAGGAGUAACAGGCACUCCAAUAGCCAAAAAAACCAGACGGGCGGUCCUCAGACGGAUGAAUGCCACAUCGGAGAGCGAAACCCUCACAAGUCCUGAUCCCCCGAAGACACCAGGAACCCUGGGAAAUCCACGCCAGACCGCCGAAACACCACGACGCAGUUGCCGAAAAAGUGUGCGUCCCCCAAUUGACUACGAUGAUAUUAUAGUGCGAUCUGCCAAGAAAGUAUUCGCCGAAGCACCAGAAGACAAACCCGAGGACGAGGAGGGCUCCACCCAAAAGUGGAGCGUUGCGGAAGUGGGCAAAAAUUCGCGCAAGCGCAGUCGUAAGUCCAAACGUGUGGCCACCAAAAAGCAGAAAACGGAAAAAGAGGAUCCACUGGAUGAGGUACAUGAAAAUCCUAAAUCGCAGCAAAAGAUUCCAGAGGGUGAGGUCGAGCAGCGUCCAAUUGAAGAGAAUAUUGCAGAGAUGCAAGCAGAGGAAAAUGUAAAAAUGGAGAAGACCCCAACAAUUAAAGCAUCAAAAACUGAUGAUAAGCCACAGAAACCGGUUACUCAUGAAAAAGCGGCAUCUAAAUUUAUGUCUAUGGUUGCUGAAGCAGAUAUAGAUGAACUGGGCUUGUGUCCACUGGAUAACGACGAUCAUGAAGAAGGCGAUUUGAAAACACAGGCUGAAGAAACCAUUAAAACAGCUUCGCAGGAUGUAAGUGAGAACGAGGAGGUUCAAACUAAACUGGUUGCUGAAGCAGAUAUAGAUGAACUGGGCUUGUGUCCACUGGAUAACGACAGUCAUCAAGGAAGCGAUUUGAAAACACAUGCUGAAAAAACCAUUAAAACAGCUUCGCAGGAUGUAAGUGAGAACGAGGAGGUUGAAACUAAACUGCGUUUAAGGUCUCUUGAUAAGAGUAAGUCGCAGUAUUCUGAAAAUAAUGAACCUAUCAAAACAUUUGCGCAGAUUCAAGAAAAAGAAAUUUCAGUAAUUGACAAGGAAAACGAAAUUGGCGCAGAUGAUGACGCCUUUCCAGAAGAAGAAAUGCCUCCAUUACUUAUGGAUAUUGAAGACCAUGAGGAACCAAACAAAUCACAGCUCAACACAACGUUCGAUGCAGAUGACAAGCUGAACGCCGAUGAAAGUCUUAUUCUGAUUGUUAAUCCCGAUAAACAGCCAGAAGCAAGUACUUCUGAUCUCGAUGCAAGUGUUAUUCUCGUCGUCAGUCCAGAUAAAAAGCCAGACAUCUGUGCUCCCAACCCAGAAAUAAUUAAAGAGAAAUCGACAAUUAAAGUGGUUCUUACCACCGCCGAUGAUCAAAACCAAACCCUUUUGAAUCUCGCAGAUUUGGCUUCACCAAGAGCUUCAAAGCCCAAGAAAAAUAAAGGCUUUCGGUUCCCCACGCCAUACAAAGGAAAGCCCAUGUUAAAGUUUACGGAAACUUCGGAGGAACUUCGAAACCUCGGUAUUAAAAAAGAAGAUCCGAAAUAUGAACGUAAACGUUCCAAGUCGGCCAGCGAUUGGAAUGAUACCAUGUCGCGCACAGUAUGCUUUCAGAGUCCCAUUGAAAUUGUCCAUGUAGAUGAUAUUGAUGAGCGCUGGAAGGGACUCCAAAAGAGCAAUGUUAAUAGCCGCCCCAGGCGUUCAAAGUCAUUAGAUGAGAAUCGUUGCAAUGUGAGCAGGAUUCCCAAGCCAAGUAGAGGAAUUUUGCCACUAAACAGGACCAUCACUCCAAGCAAAUUAAAUAAGCGCACUAAGAUGCCUAAUUUCGCGGCUAUGCAUGAGAAACAGUUUGCUCAAAUGGAGAGCCUUUUGGAUCACGUCGAACGGAAGGCGGAACGCGCCAAAGUGCUAACCAAUUCUGUAAAGAAGCAACUUCCAGGCUCGGCGGCCAAGAAACCCCAAAGUGUCACAUCAGCGAGUGUGCACACCCAUCCAAAAGCGUUAAAAAAGAUCGAUAUGACUUCUGAUCGAACUAUAGUGGUUCCCGCCGAGAAGCUCAAUUCGUCUCGAUUGCCUUUAAAGAUCACAGCUCCUGCCCACAAUGUGGUUGCAAAGCCAGCCUUCAAUUUGUCCACCACCACGGUGAAGUCCUUCAAUGCCACGUUCACCGGCAGGCCGCUGGAAUCGCAGGAUAACAAGCUGGCAGAGCGCCGUCAGCGACGCAUUGAAAUGUUCAAGGGCAGGACAACGAAGGACCAAAAAGAAAAAGGACAGUUUAUCCGAGGUGUGCGCCUGAAUCGACGUUUUGAACUGCAGAUGCAACAUCGUCGACACCUGGAGGAGGAUUAGUACCUUAAGUUUUUCAUCGUCAAUCUUUAUUUACCCAUAUGCAUACUCUUACAUAUAUAUUCGCUUUAACCAGUAAAGUUUUUUCGGGGAAUUGUAUUCCAGUGGAUCAAAUUAUUAUUAUUAUAUUAUUAAUUAUUAACUGAGAAAAAGCUAUUGUUCUGUUUUAAUGGUUCUUACAAACUUUAGUUCGAGAUUUCAAAAAGUUACUUGUAUAUGCCCGAGUUC